AUGGCGCGCAGGCCGGGGGCGGAGGAGGAGAGGCCGUGGGGGCUGGCUGAACACGGGAGGCUGGGGAAACGGAAGGUGGUGGGCGUGGUGGUGCUGGACGGAUGGGGCGAGGCGCCGCCCGACCCCUUCAACUGCAUCCACGUCGCCGACACCCCCACCCUCGACGCCCUCAAGAAGGGUGCUCCGGAGAGGUGGAGGCUGAUCAAAGCUCACGGCACGGCCGUGGGGCUGCCUACGGAUGAUGACAUGGGGAACAGCGAGGUCGGCCACAAUGCGCUUGGAGCCGGCCAGAUAUAUGCCCAGGGUGCAAAACUGGUGGAUUUGGCGCUUGACUCUGGGAAGAUAUAUGAGGGGGAGGGUUUUAAGUACAUCCAGCAGUCUUUUGACACCGGUACUUUGCACCUCAUUGGUUUGCUGAGCGAUGGGGGCGUGCAUUCAAGGAUCGAUCAGCUGCAGCUGCUUCUGAAGGGGGCUAGUGAACAUGGAGCGAAGAGGAUACGGGUUCAUAUCCUUACCGACGGUCGCGACGUAUUGGAUGGAAGCAGUGUCACAUUCGUGGAAACGCUUGAGAAUGAUCUGGCUAAGCUACAGGAGAAGGGUGUUGAUGCAAGGAUUGCAUCUGGUGGAGGCAGGAUGUAUGUUACAAUGGACCGCUAUGAGAAUGAUUGGCAAGUUGUGAAGCGUGGCUGGGAUGCCCAGGUUCUUGGUGAAGCCCCACACAAGUUUCCAAGUGCCCUUGAAGCCGUGAAGAAGCUGAGGGAUGAUGAUCCCAAGGCCAACGACCAGUAUUUACCCCCGUUCGUCGUCGUCGAUGAAAGCGGAAAACCUGUUGGGCCCAUAGUGGAUGGAGACGCUGUUGUGACAUUUAACUUCAGAGCUGAUCGAAUGGUGAUGCUCGCAAAGGCGCUAGAGUACGAGGACUUGGACAAAUUCGACCGUGUCAGAUUCCCGAGGAUUCGCUACGCCGGUAUGCUUCAGUAUGACGGCGAACUAAAGCUCCCAAGUCAUUACCUUGUUGCUCCCCCGGAGAUAGAGAGGACGUCCGGCGAGUACCUGGCGCACAAUGGCGUACGCACCUACGCUUGCAGCGAGACAGUGAAAUUUGGUCAUGUCACCUUUUUCUGGAACGGGAAUCGGUCGGGCUACUUCAACCCAAACCUGGAAAGGUACGAAGAAAUUCCCAGUGACACUGGUAUACCCUUUAAUGUACAGCCAAGAAUGAAGGCCGUGGAAGUUGCAGAGAAGGCACGGGAUGCCAUCCUCAGUGGCAAAUUUGAUCAGGUACGGGUAAACAUCCCGAAUGCAGACAUGGUUGGGCACACAGGUGACCUUGAAGCCACCAUCGCUGGGUGCAAGGCCGCUGAUGAAGCCGUCAAGAUUAUUCUUGACGCCAUUGAACAAGUAGGUGGCAUCUUCGUGGUCACCGCUGACCAUGGCAAUGCCGAGGACAUGGUGAAAAGAGACAAAUCCGGGAAACCGAUUCGCGACAAAGACGGGAAUGUGCAGCCCCUUACCUCACACACACUGAAUCCAGUCCCCAUCGCCAUCGGAGGUCCAGGGCUUGCGCCAGGGGCUACAUUCCGGGAGGACCUUCCGGAUGCCGGGCUCGCUAACGUCGCGGCGACACUCAUCAACCUCCAUGGUUUCGAGGCCCCUCGUCACUAUGAGCCAACUCUCAUCCAAGUCUCGCCGGUUCCCUUCUGA
Molecule: messenger RNA, 1704 nt
Organism: Triticum turgidum subsp. durum (durum wheat)
Lineage: Eukaryota; Viridiplantae; Streptophyta; Magnoliopsida; Poales; Poaceae
Source: the annotation of a GenBank genome assembly